CGGGGAGCCCGGGGGUGCGGGCGCCGCGGCCUCUAGUGUCCCCGAGCGAGCGAGCGAGCGAGCCAGCCAGCCAGGCGGGGAGCCCCGGGCCUCGCAGCUCCCCGCGCCAUGAAGAAGAGCAACCCGGCCAAGCGGGGGCCCCAGGAGGGGAGCCAUCUGUCGGCGCCCCCCGAGAAGCUCGGCUGGGUCCGGAAAUUCUGCGGGAAAGGCAUCUUCAGGGAGAUCUGGAAGAACCGCUACGUGGUGCUCAAGGGCGACCAGCUCUACGUGGCCGACAAGGAGGUUAAAGAUGAGAAAAAUAUCCAAGAGGUGUUUGACCUGAGCGACUAUGAAAAGUGUGAAGAGCUACGGAAGUCCAAGAGCAGGAGCAAGAAGAACCACAGCAAGUUCAUGCUCGCCCACUGCAGACAACCCGGGAACACGGCACCCAACCUGGUCUUCCUGGCAGUGAGUCCAGAGGAGAAGGAAUCCUGGAUCAGUGCCCUAAACUCUGCCAUCAUCCGAGCUAAGAACCGCAUUUUGGAUGAGGUUACCGUCGAGGAGAGCAGCUAUCUCGCCCACCCCACCCGAGAUAGAGCAAAGAUCCAGCACUCUCGUCGCCCACCGACUCGGGGGCACCUAAUGGCUGUGGCUUCCACCUCUACCUCGGAUGGGAUGCUGACCUUGGACCUGAUCCAGGAGGAGGACCCUUCCCCAGAAGAGCCUGCCUCCUGUGCCGAGAGCUUCCGCGUGGAUCUGGACAAGACUGCAGCACAACUGGCGGGCUGUCGGCGGAGGGCUGACUCGGAUCACAUCCAGCCCUCUGUGGACCACACCCUCUCCCAGCCUUGGGAGAAGCCCGACAAGGGCGCCCCCUACACCCCACAGGCCCCCAAGAAGUUGACCCCCACUGAGAAGAGUCGCUGUGCCUCCCUGGAGGAGAUCUUGGCCCAGCGGGACCCUGGCCCAGUUUGGCCCUUCCAGCUGCUGCCCAAGGACUCCUCGACCCCCAAUGCACCCCACCCAGGCCAGCUGUCCCGGAUCCAGGACUUGGUGGCCAGGAAAUUGGAGAAGACUCAGGAGCUGCUGGCUGAGGUUCAGGAACUGGGGGAUGGGCAGUGGAAGGCCCAGCAGCCACCUCGGUCUCCCCCUGGCUCCGAACCCCAACAGCUGCUACAGGAGACUGAGCGGCUGCUGGGAGAGGCAUCGUCCACGUGGAGUCAGGCCAAGCGGGUGCUGCAGGAGGUCAGGGAGCUUCGGGACCUGUACCGGCAGAUGGACCUGAGGGGCCCUGAGCCACAACCUGCAAAGGCCACCCUGCACACACAGUUCCGCAAAAGCCUGAUGUGACCAGAAUCAAACUCAGGGCUGCCACAGACUUUUCCCUCGCAGUGUCCCAGAAGUUUUUUUUAUUUACAUCAGUCAAAAAAAAAAAAACUAAAAACAAAGAAAAUGAAAACACAAUGAAUUUGUUUGCUCCUACUGAUGGCUGAGCCCUACAAA
Messenger RNA from Suncus etruscus (white-toothed pygmy shrew), 1482 nucleotides. RefSeq names its product pleckstrin homology domain containing O1 (gene PLEKHO1). The coding region runs from base 109 to 1329 and encodes 406 amino acids. The record is from RefSeq and is a predicted model, not a curated record. Gene Ontology annotation, biological process: regulation of myoblast fusion. The transcript has 6 exons. Gene Ontology annotation, cellular component: ruffle membrane; muscle cell projection membrane. NCBI's taxonomy places the organism in Eukaryota, Metazoa, Chordata, Mammalia, Eulipotyphla, Soricidae.